Messenger RNA from Epithele typhae, 2484 nucleotides. RefSeq lists its product as uncharacterized. Gene Ontology annotation, biological process: silent mating-type cassette heterochromatin formation. The transcript has 4 exons. NCBI's taxonomy places the organism in Eukaryota, Fungi, Basidiomycota, Agaricomycetes, Polyporales, Epitheliaceae. Bases 1 to 2484 code for a protein of 827 amino acids. Gene Ontology annotation, cellular component: SHREC complex; rDNA heterochromatin. The record is from RefSeq and is a predicted model, not a curated record.
AUGUCCAGAAGACACCCGGGAAACUACGGCCUUCCAGACAACCCGACAUGGAUCGAAUUUCCCCGCUCAGAUGGAGACCCGUCCCUCCUCCCGAAGAACACGGCCAAGGUUGUUGACCGCGACGGGAGCGUCAACUUCAUGCGUCCUGUUCCGCUCGACGAAAGUCUGGCGCUUAUGUGGAGGAUAAACGUCGGCAGGGAGGUUGCAAACCGGAUGGGACUUGCCGAGGGACCAAAAUACGUCCUGAAAGACUUCCCUCAUGGAUACCAUAUGUAUGACCACAACAAAGGCCCCGAGAAAGCACCGAGACACGACCCGUAUUUGUGCGGAUCCACCAGCGUCAACAGGUUUCGUUCCACGAACGAGUUCAUCCCGCAUGCACUAUGGCUCAUGACCGACGCGACCAUGAACCGGGGCAACUGCAAGUGCAAGUACUGUACGAAGCAGCCGCAGCGCAUCAUAUCCGACACCAUGGGCCUCGCGACGACCCGACGUUCUAGCUCCAUCAUCCCUACACCUUCAGCCUCGCGCCUACCCCGCCCGCGCCGCGAACCUCAGCAACGGCAGCAACGCCCGGCACCAACACGACCGUAUGCUUCAGUCCGGGACCAGCCGCGCCCGCCCGCGACCUUAUUGACCGGCCCCGAGCAGUUCGUUGUACCCGAACGCGACCAAGACAUACGGACUGCAAUCCACUUCAAUGAUCUCCAGCGACCCCGGCAGUUCAGGAAGGGCGAGCUCGUGUGGUGCAGUUUGCCGGCUCCAAUCCGCGGGCAACAUUCGACCGAGGACAUCUGCUUCUGGCCGGGCUUGGUCGAGGAAAUUCAUUUCAAGGUCGAGAGCCCAAAGGGCUCACCAGAUGGAGAUGCGAGCACGGAGCACCUGAACACGGAGGCUGCAGAGGGAAACCCAGCUCUAGGCGCGGCCAAUUCGCCUCCCACGGCUCCCGAACAAAUGGAGGGAAAAGCCCCCGGAGUCGGAUCGAAAUGCUGGUAUGUUUACAGGCUCAAACUUAUCUCAGUCCCGCAUUUUCACCACGUCGCGGACGACGGGGUGCUGCCAUACCUCGCGAAUGCUCCUGCGACACCCACCCUGGACCGCAUACGGGAAGAGCUCGAGGCGUUCUUGCACAAGGUCUCAAUACCCGAGAUGGACGCGGAGCUCGAGAACAUGGUCAUCCAGUACAACCCUAUGGGCCCGGAAGACCCCGACGAUUACUAUGAGAAGUUCCGGCGUGCGGCGCUGCCUUACACCCUCGCGAUCCAGAUGGCAUCGACUCUCGCCCAGUUCUGGCUCCCCACGGACCAAUGGGAGUGCACUUUCAACCUUCUACCUCCGACUCUCCCCCUCCCUCGGAGGAACCCCAGUGCGUCCGCGACUCCGACGCACCCACUCUCCACGCCUCUCCCGGCAGGCACGCAAACCCUCCACUCGGUCAUUCAGCAGUCCAUGACUCAGAACGCCUCCUCGCCCUCCAAGAUCUCGGGUCCGGACGGUCCUGUUUCUGAGGCACAGAGCAUCGGCGUCCUCGGCACAGUCUCGCGCGCCGCCGCGGCGCCACAGACGGUCGUGCAGUUGCGCUUCCAGGGCGUGUGGUGGGGCACAGAGCGGAUCUGGACUGACGAGCUCGUGCGGCUCAAGAUCGCACGCUGCCAGUUCGCGCCCCAGGGAACGGACCUCAUCUACCCUCCCGCAUAUCCGUCCCCGUCCUCGUUGGAGGCGAUGGAGGCGAUGGGCGGCAUCGCUGACCCAUUCGCUGCAGCGGGCGAGAGGGGGCUGUUCAUGCGCCUGGAGGGCCUGUUCGUGGUGGACAUCCCUGGGCCGGAGGGGCAGGCGUCGACGAGGGAGUGCCGGGCGAGCGGGACGGUAUUUGAGCUUGUGGACGAGGACUGGGAGGAGCCGGUUCCGGCGACGGCCAACGGGACGGACAAAGGGAAGGGGAAGGAGCGCGAGGGUCCCGCUGCCGACUCCAAUGGAACGGGCUCUCUCCCCACCUCCGCCGCGGCCGCGGGAGGCGCUGCACCGAAGACGGACACAGGCCCGCAUCUGAGCGACCAGCUCUCCCAUCCCGUGCUCUCCACACCGUACCCCCUCCCAAACCCACCGCGAGGCCUCAAGUUCCGGCCGAUUCUCCGACCAGGACAAGAAGCCGUCGUGUCGCUGUCGCUCAUCAGCGGGCGGUACUACCCCGAGCUCUUCCACCACCCGCUCAUGGCUCCACAGCUGACGAAGGCGAUGGAUCCGAGCGAAAGCCAGAAACAGUGGGCGCGGCAGCUGUUCGCGAUACACGGGCUGACGGCGGGCGCGGCGACGUCGAUGGAGCCGCGGUUCUGGCGGCAGUCGCGACAGAUCAUGCUGCAGGAAGCUGGCCUGGAGGCGCGGAACCGCCUCAAGCAGCACUGGGAGGAGGUCAAGAUGGAGCGGCUGCACCCGCGGUCUGCGAGCACGGCGGGAGAAGGAGCGAGUCCGAUGGAGGUCGACUAA